Pteronotus mesoamericanus is the source of this 1827-nucleotide messenger RNA. It is a transcript of the gene TBX18, whose product is annotated as T-box transcription factor 18. Gene Ontology annotation, biological process: morphogenesis of embryonic epithelium; somitogenesis; regulation of transcription by RNA polymerase II. NCBI's taxonomy places the organism in Eukaryota, Metazoa, Chordata, Mammalia, Chiroptera, Mormoopidae. Gene Ontology annotation, molecular function: DNA-binding transcription factor activity, RNA polymerase II-specific; RNA polymerase II cis-regulatory region sequence-specific DNA binding. Gene Ontology annotation, cellular component: nucleus. The transcript is spliced from 8 exons. The record is from RefSeq and is a predicted model, not a curated record. The coding region runs from base 1 to 1827 and encodes 608 amino acids.
AUGGCCGAGAAGCGGAGGGGCUCGCCGUGCAGCAUGUUAAGCCUUAAAGCACACGCCUUCUCCGUGGAGGCGCUGAUCGGCGCCGAGAAGCAGCAACAGCUUCAGAAGAAGCGGCGGAAGCUGGGCGCGGAAGAGGCGGCCGGGGCCGUAGAUGACGGAGGCUGCAGCCGCGGCGGCGAAAAGGGCUCUUCGGAAGGAGACGAAGGCGCCGCGCUCCCGCCGCCGGCUGGGGCGGCAUCCGGGCCCGCCCGGGGCUGCGCGGACCUGGAGCUGAGCUGCGGCUCCCGUGGAGCCGCGGGAGGCUGUGAGGAUGGCUUCCUGCAGGGCGCUUCCCCACUGGCGUCCCCGGGAGGCUCCCGGAAGGGCUCCCCGGUGCCCGCCCUGGCCAGGCCCGGGACCCCGCUGCCAUCACCGCAGGCCCCGCGGGUGGAUCUUCAGGGAGCUGAGCUCUGGAAGCGCUUUCACGAGAUCGGCACGGAGAUGAUCAUCACCAAGGCGGGCAGGCGCAUGUUUCCAGCAAUGAGAGUGAAGAUCUCAGGAUUAGACCCUCAUCAGCAGUAUUAUAUUGCCAUGGAUAUUGUGCCAGUGGACAACAAAAGAUACAGAUAUGUCUACCACAGCUCUAAGUGGAUGGUGGCGGGAAACGCAGACUCCCCUGUGCCACCCCGGGUGUAUAUCCAUCCAGACUCGCCUGCCUCAGGAGAGACUUGGAUGAGACAAGUGAUCAGCUUCGACAAGCUAAAGCUCACCAACAAUGAACUGGAUGACCAAGGCCAUAUUAUUCUUCAUUCUAUGCACAAAUACCAACCACGCGUCCAUGUCAUCCGUAAAGACUGUGGCGAUGAUCUUUCUCCUAUCAAGCCUGUGCCAUCUGGUGAGGGAGUGAAAGCAUUCUCCUUUCCAGAAACUGUCUUCACAACUGUCACGGCCUAUCAGAAUCAGCAGAUUACUCGCUUGAAGAUAGAUAGGAAUCCAUUUGCCAAAGGUUUCCGCGACUCUGGGCGUAACAGAAUGGGUUUGGAAGCCCUCGUGGAGUCAUAUGCCUUCUGGAGACCUUCACUACGGACUCUCACCUUUGAAGAUAUUCCUGGAAUUCCCAAGCAAGGAAAUGCAAGUUCCUCCACCUUACUCCAAGGUUCUGGGAAUGGCGUUGCUGCCACUCACCCUCACCUUUUGUCUGGCUCUCCUUGCUCCUCUCCUGCCUUCCAUCUCGGGCCCAAUACCAGCCAGCUGUGUAGCCUGGCCCCGGCUGACUACUCAGCCUGUGCUCGGUCCGGCCUCACCCUCAACCGGUACAGCACAUCCUUGGCCGAGACCUACAACAGGCUCACCAACCAGACCAGCGACACCUUCGCCCCGCCCAGGACUCCCUCCUACGUGGGCGUGAGCAGCAGCGCCUCCGUGAACAUGUCCAUGGGCGGCGCUGACGGGGACACCUUUAGCUGCCCACAGACCAGCCUGUCCAUGCAGAUUUCGGGGAUGUCCCCCCAGCUCCAGUACAUCAUGCCUUCCUCCAGCAAUGCCUUUGCUGCUAACCAGACCCAUCAGGGUUCCUAUAACACCUUCAGGUUACACAGCCCCUGUGCCUUGUAUGGAUAUAACUUCUCCACAUCCCCCAAGCUGGCUGCCAGUCCUGAGAAAAUUGUUUCUUCCCAAGGAAGUUUCUUGGGGUCCUCACCGAGUGGGACCAUGACCGAUCGGCAGAUGUUGCCCCCUGUGGAAGGAGUGCACCUGCUUAGCAGUGGGGGUCAGCAGAGUUUCUUUGACUCUAGGACCCUAGGAAGCUUAACUCUGUCAUCAUCUCAAGUGUCUGCACAUAUGGUCUGA